Molecule: messenger RNA, 522 nt
Organism: Hippopotamus amphibius kiboko
Lineage: Eukaryota; Metazoa; Chordata; Mammalia; Artiodactyla; Hippopotamidae
Product: glycine cleavage system H protein, mitochondrial-like
Exons: 1
Coding region: 1-522 (173 amino acids)
Biological process (GO): glycine decarboxylation via glycine cleavage system; protein lipoylation
Cellular component (GO): cytoplasm; glycine cleavage complex; mitochondrion
Source: RefSeq, a predicted model, not a curated record
AUGGUACUGCGAGUGGCACAAAGCGUGCAGGCUGCGGGGUACAGCCUACGCGCCAUCUCUGCACCCAACACACCCUGCCCACCAUGGCCCUGGGGACUGCAGGCCAGCACCAUCCGGGCGCUGCGCACCGGCCCUGCUCUGCUCUCAGUGUGUAAAUUCACAGAAAAACAUGAAUGGGUAACAACAGAAAACGGUGUUGAAACAGUGGGAAUCAGCAAUUUUGCACAGGAAGCUUUGGGAGAUGUUGUUUACUGUAGUCUGCCUGAAGUUGGGACAAAAUUGAACAAACAAGAGGAAUUUGGUGCUUUGGAAAGUAUGAAAGCUGCUAGUGAACUCUAUUCUCCUCUAUCAGGAGAAGUAACUGAAAUUAAUGAAGUUCUAGCAGAAAAUCCAGGACUUGUCAACAAAUCUUGUUAUGCAGAUGGUUGGCUGAUCAAGAUGACACUCAGUAACCCUUCAGAACUAGAUGAACUAAUGAGGGAAGAAGCACAUGAGAAAUACAUAAAAUCUAUUGAGGAGUGA